This is a messenger RNA of Scleropages formosus (Asian bonytongue), 2342 nucleotides long. RefSeq names its product calponin-1-like. Gene Ontology annotation, cellular component: actin cytoskeleton. NCBI's taxonomy places the organism in Eukaryota, Metazoa, Chordata, Actinopteri, Osteoglossiformes, Osteoglossidae. Gene Ontology annotation, molecular function: actin filament binding. The transcript is spliced from 7 exons. The coding region runs from base 128 to 1024 and encodes 298 amino acids. The record is from RefSeq and is a predicted model, not a curated record. Gene Ontology annotation, biological process: actin filament organization; actomyosin structure organization.
UUUAAAGAAAUUCUGAGGGGCGACACCGAGUUGCCCGCGAGCACAGCGACGUACGCGUUCGCACGUUCAAGGAAAGAACACCUUUUUCAUUUGCACCUGUAUCGACCGAGAGUUGUUAGGAGCCAGAAUGAGCAGCCACUUUAGCAAGGGACCAACGUUCGGGCUGUCAGCUGAGGUCAAGAACAAGCUGGCCCAGAAGUACGACCCGCAGAAGGAGGAGGAACUACGACUCUGGAUCCUGGAAGUCACGGGUCACAGCAUCCCGGACAACUUCAUGGAGCGUCUGAAGGAUGGAGUCAUCCUGUGCGAACUGAUCAACAAGCUCCAGCCUGGAUCUGUGAAGAAGAUCAACAACUCCGCACAGAAUUGGCACCAGCUGGAAAAUAUUGGCAAUUUCGUCAGAGCCAUUACAGACUAUGGGCUGAAGCCUCAUGAUAUCUUUGAAGCAAACGAUCUGUUUGAGAACAUCAACCACACCCAAGUUCAGAGCACACUCAUCACUUUGGCUGGACUGGCGAAGACUAAAGGGUUCCACACAAAGUAUGACAUCGGGGUGAAGUACGCUGAGAAACAGCAGAGGCGCUUCAACCCACAGAAGAUGAAAGAGGGCCGUAAUAUUAUUGGGCUGCAGAUGGGGACCAACAAGUUUGCCAGCCAGAAAGGCAUGACAUCAUAUGGCACAAGACGUCACCUCUAUGAUCCCAAGACGGGCAUGGAUAAGCCUGUGGACCAGUCAACCAUUAGCCUGCAGAUGGGCACCAAUAAAGGGGCCAGUCAAUCGGGCAUGACCGCUCCUGGCACGAAGAGACAGAUCUUUGACAAGAAGGUGGACCUAGAGCCAUGCGACAUGUCCACAGUGUCCCUGCAGAUGGGCACCAACAAGGUGGCGUCACAGACAGGCAUGACCGUUUACGGUCUCCCGCGCCAGAUCUAUGACAGCAAGUACUGCAUGAGUCCUGAUGGCUAUAUUAACAACGGGGAGGACGGGGAGAUGUACGCUUACGAUGGCUACGACAACUACUAGGAAAGACGAGAACCUGUGAGAUCCUCCCAAACGUCUGUCAACUGUCACUCUUGCUGUCCUGUGUUUGUGUUGAUUGUUUCUUAGUCGUUUCAAAAUUCUUCCCUCAAGUUUCUGUCUGCUGUUGUCACCUGAAAUAUUUUGUCAAAGAACUUUUUAAAUUCCCUCCCCUUACAUCCAUCCCUCCAUUCCACAAUUUUUAUAUUACAACUACAGCCUACAAAGAAUGUCAUCACUCAGUCUAUUUACUGCAAUGCCUAUUUACUGCAGUGCUUUAUUUAUAUGUAUUAUACAUUAUCAGUUUUGAUACCAAAGACACUUUUUUUUUUUUUGUUCUUUCCUCCUAAAGGCAAUGGGCAACUGCCAGGUAAAUGUAUAUAAAAAUGGCUCAUUUUGUCCAGGCUGCAAGUUUCUCCAUGGCUUCCUCUUUUGAUGAUUGACGUCUGUGUAAAAAUGGACUGACAUUUUGGAGGGAAGAGCCGCAGCCUUUUGGCACUGGGGGUUCAUGGUCACAGUGAAUUUACAGUGGAGAUGGAGCACAUAAGUUGAAGGGACCUGGUCAUUGUCUGCCAGCCUGGAGUUUGGAGGAUCAAGCAGAUCCCUUUGUCAGUGUCUAAAAUUUCUGUUUUCAAAAUGUUUUAGUUUCUGUUUUUUCACAGUGCAAUAUAUUUCUUUGCUCCCCCCCAUGCUGUUGUUGUGUGUUUUUUUUUUUUUUUUUUUUUUUUUAACAGUUAAUGUAACAUUAACUGGGCAGUAUAACAUCACUUGCAGCCAGUCAUUUUAUACAAAUUUUUAUGACAAGCCUUUUUAAUUCAAUGUUUUGCUUUAUGUUAAGCAGAUUCUGUAUCACACAAACUAUGUUUAAUAAGGUAAAUCUUUGAGAAGAUAUUUAGAGCAUUGCAGAAAUGUACCAUUUUGGAUUUGUUUCUACAUAAAUAUUGGUACAACAAAAGUGGAUGGCGAAAGUUAAUUCAACUGAAGUAAUUUCUGUAAGAGAGUUUUGCAUUUAAAAUUCUAUUUGUGUGCAGAAUAAGCUUCCCGCAUGCUGUUUUUACGAUACUGACUAUAGUGAACAGGCAAGUUUGUUGGGAAAGUCGGAGGAACGUUCAUAGUCCUUCCUUAAAUACGGACUAUGAAGCUGAAGGCCAUGUAAGGUGGUGAUAUAGAACCCUAGAAAAAUAGCGAAGAAGCCUGCAGAGCACUGUUCUCCCGUGGCCUUUCUGCUUCAUAUUUAUACAGUCAGUGGACACUUCUCGAAAGUGACUUACAAUUUUAAGCUACCUGCAGUUAUUGAUACAGCCGAGUAAUUUUUACUGGAGUA